This is a messenger RNA of Trematomus bernacchii (emerald rockcod), 2501 nucleotides long. It is a transcript of the gene jazf1b, whose product is annotated as JAZF zinc finger 1b. The record is from RefSeq and is a predicted model, not a curated record. Bases 113 to 844 code for a protein of 243 amino acids. NCBI's taxonomy places the organism in Eukaryota, Metazoa, Chordata, Actinopteri, Perciformes, Nototheniidae. Gene Ontology annotation, cellular component: nucleus. The transcript has 5 exons.
AGAAGUCACCGCGCCGCCCCGCCGCUCCAGCUGUUCAACCGCUGUCCGCCUGCUGUCUCCCCGCUGCUCUGCUGCUGCUGCUGCUGCCCCCAUUUCCAAUGCAGCAGCGACCAUGACAGGCAUCGCCGCUGCCUCUUUCUUUUCCAACGCUUGCAGGUUCGGGGGCUGUGGACUUCACUUCGACUCUCUGGCCGAGCUCAUCGUGCACAUCGAGGAUAACCACAUCGACACGGACCCCCGUCUUCUGGAGAAGCAGGAGCAGCAGCAGCCGACUUAUGUUGCCCUCAGCUACAUCAACAGGUUCAUGACAGAUGCUGCGCGGCGGGAACACGAGACCCUGAAGAAGAAGGUGCAGCCCAAGUUGUCUCUGUCUCUGACAGGCAGUCUGUCUCGCAGCAGUGUUUCCACUCCGCCUCGCCACACCAGUGGAAACCUCACCCCUCCCGUCACCCCACCCAUCACCCCUUCCUCUUCCUUCCGCAGCAGCACACCUACAGGUAGCGAGUGUGAUGAGGAGGAUGUCGAUUUUGAGGAGUCAGACAGUGAUGAAUCGUGGACCACAGAAAGCGCCAUCAGCUCCGAGUCCAUCCUCAGUUCUAUGUGCAUGAACGGAGGAGACGAGAAGCCUUUUGCAUGCCCCGUGCCAGGCUGUAAAAAGAGAUACAAGAAUGUGAAUGGGAUCAAGUAUCAUGCCAAGAACGGCCACCGAACCCAGAUAAGGGUGCGCAAACCCUUCAAGUGCCGGUGUGGGAAGAGCUACAAAACGUCUCAGGGUCUCCGCCACCACACCAUCAACUUCCACCCACCCAUCUCUACUGACAUCAUCCGCAAGAUGCAGCAGUAGAGAGAGCGACCAGCACUCUCCCUCAGGCCACCUCCCGACCGUCUGAAGAUCACCAUCACCAGCAAUGGCUGCCUCUCAUUCCACCCCCUUUCACCCUGCCCCUUCUCUCUCUCCCUCUCUUAUCCUUCUUUGCUAUGACACUAUUUUUUAUUGCAUGUGUUAUUAUUUAUCCUCAACUUUUAUUCUGAAUGUUGAACCUUUGUGUACUUCACGGUUUUGUAUUUUGCACAUUUAGACUAUCAUUUAUCUAUUUUACUUCGACAUAUGGUGCUCGUCGAUGAUGAGGGCUUGUUGUAGACUAGAGAAAGGCCACAUUAAGUCACGAGCAGCCUUGGGCCGCCUGCUUUAAAGGCAGUGUGAAGUCAGAGGAAAUAUUAGGAUGGUUGUUUUAAAGAAAAGAGGCUCAAUUACCUUUCCUCUGUCUCAUUUGAACCUAAAAAUGUGACAAAAGAAAAUGAAAACAAUCAGAAUGUGUGCAGUAUAACAUUUUUCAUAUUAUGAGAUGUAAUGUUUAUAAUCAUUGUUUGACUUAGUUACUUUUCCUUUCAUAUCACAAGUAUUCAAUACCUUUUUUCAUCUGUUUUACUGCAAGCACGCGUGUGUUAGCACCAAAGGAUGAUCUCAGGUGACGUUUUCAAGCAUUUCAGCUCCACAAUCCUGCCCAGGGGUUCUGAUAGUAUUUUUGCAGUUCAGUGGCAUCAUGGGAACUCUGUGUGUCGUUGCUGCCAUAUUAUCCCGGUCACUUUCCUGAAGACUUAAGCAGUUGUCCUCACUGUUUUACAGUAAAGGAUUGAAGCACUUUUUGUAACAAGUUGCCAACAAAUCAGCAUUUUUUUGCCAAUGUCUCGUUUCUGGUAUAUGUACAGUAGCUACCAAACGAGGCACAAGGCCUUCAGAGCGGAGGUUUGCAGGUUCUGCAUUGAAAGAUGUAUACCAAACCUCCAGUGUUUUCAGUAUUGUGAGAUUUCUGUAUGUACAGUCGUUGCCUUGAAUUGUAAACCAUUCCAAUCAGUGCAGAUCUUUUGUAUGUUUUUUUUUUCUGACGGUUCAGACAAAUCCAGCUGAAUGCAGACAUUACAGAAAGCUCAGCCCACAGUGCUGUUCAGAGGCGCCCAGUCUUAUGAAGCCAAGUGAUUGUUUAGUCAUGAAUAGAAAAAGGUUGGGUCCGAUGUUAGCCAUGUAUUCAGCUGUAAGAGGGGCUGUUAAACAAAUGCAGCUCCCACUGUGUGCCAUAAUAAUAUGUCCGUUUAGAUUAUGUAAAACACCAUUGAAUCCCAGAAAUAAUGAACCGCAGAUCAUUAGAUGCCAAAAGUUUAUGAAUUUAUCAACUUUGAGCCAUUUGGUAACAUCUUCACUGCAUGGAUGUUAAUUGUUAAUGAACCAUGGUCCAAUUAAGAAUUGUGACAGUAUUGUACUGCCAGUAUGGAGGAAAGUCUUGAUAUAGUGUACAGUGAAUGUAUUGUUAUGUGUUAAGUGCAUUAAAUUAUAUUUUCAUAUGGUUCUGGAGUUAAAAAAAACAACAAAACAAUAGUAUAUGUGUAUGAAAAUGCAACACCAGAGGUUGUUUGGAGUAACAGCUGGUGAUGUACUGUAUUUCUUCAAAAAGCUGCUUCAUGUAAACUUUUGUUACGUUUAGAAUAAAAACCCCUCUGUGUGC